AUGACUAUUAUCCCAGGACUCAUGCUGAACGAAUCUGGUUUCAUAGAAAAGGUUAUUCACUCCGAUUCGAUGACACCCACCUCGUUCACGCCAAAGUCGCCAAAGAUCGAGUGGGACGAUGCCGGUUCCGAUGUGACGAUGACUUUGAAUACAGACGCUGCCACGCGCUCUGCAGUCUUCUCAACACGUGCUUCUCGACCCCGAAUUUCCAAUAAUAGGACUCGUCCUUAUCAGGAUAACUCUCGUACAAGUUCCCAUCGCAGAACUGCACCGCCUUGUCGCUACUUUCAGGCCGGAAGAUGUAUCAAUGGUGAUACAUGUCGAUAUCAACAUGUUGUGAGAUCAGCUAGCCCAGAAUCAGAUUUGGACCGGCAGUUGUCAGCAUUUGUGAAAGGAGAAGACGCCUCAAGUCCAGAUACGACAGACAAUGACCUGCCUUCGCCAACUUUGCCUAAAUCGACCCCCAAAGUCAGCUAUAACCCGGAUGACUUUCCCGAUGAGGAGGAACUUUAUGAGGUUGUGUCCCACCCUACCUCGACUAUCUCAGAAGUCCGGUUCAAUACGAGAUCCAACCCAGCAGAACUACGCACGUAUUUUGUCGCUCAGCGUCAACCGGUUAUGGAAUACGAGGGAAACAAUGUCGGGAUCCUGAGCGGUGGUGUGCUUCUUGGUAUCCCCAAUGGGUCCUGUCCUGCCACUUCGAAUCCCAAGACCAGAGCAUCUAUAGAGGACACGACAGAGUUUGAAAUGGUCAACAGUCCCUCGCCAUCCCCUGUUUCGAACGACAGUGACCACGAAUUAUGGAAGGGACCUGUAAGGUUUGAGGACUCCGCUAUGACCGAGGCGGAGAACUUGAUAUGGACAGAUGACGAGGCAGACGAGAUUUCCACAGAGGCUAUUGAUUCGGACUUCGGUGCCUAUAACUUUGCUUUGGCCUCAGAGCUCCCUUCACCACCACCUAUCAUUCGCCGAAUCAUCCGUCAAUUUGAUGGCCAUAACAGAAGGCAUUCGCUCUCAUGA
Molecule: messenger RNA, 1020 nt
Organism: Rhizoctonia solani
Lineage: Eukaryota; Fungi; Basidiomycota; Agaricomycetes; Cantharellales; Ceratobasidiaceae
Exons: 4
Coding region: 1-1020 (339 amino acids)
Molecular function (GO): metal ion binding
Source: RefSeq, a predicted model, not a curated record